Messenger RNA from Mytilinidion resinicola, 1904 nucleotides. RefSeq names its product saccharopine dehydrogenase-like protein. Gene Ontology annotation, molecular function: saccharopine dehydrogenase activity. The coding region runs from base 78 to 1451 and encodes 457 amino acids. The record is from RefSeq and is a predicted model, not a curated record. The transcript has 8 exons. Gene Ontology annotation, cellular component: cytoplasm. Lineage: Eukaryota; Fungi; Ascomycota; Dothideomycetes; Mytilinidiales; Mytilinidiaceae.
CGUUGACUCCGUCUGUGACUCCAGCGCCUGCAUCCAGACCUGCAAGAACCGCUGUCCAAGAAAUACAAAACGCAACCAUGGAUUCCAUGCUCCCCAUCAUCGGCAGCUCCAAGUCUGCCCUCCUGCUUGGUGCAGGCUUCGUCACUCGUCCUACAGCGGAGAUUCUAGGAAAUUCGGGCGUCAGCGUCACAGUUGCCUGCAGAACAUUGGAGAGCGCGAAAAAGCUCGCCAGCGGCAUCAAGAACGCGUCUGCUAUCAGCCUCGAUGUCACGGAUGAGAAAGCGCUCGAUGCGGAGGUUGCCAAAGUCUCUCUUGUUAUCAGCUUGAUCCCUUAUACCUUCCAUGCCACCGUUAUUGAGUCUGCGAUCCGAAACAAGAAGCAUGUUGUUACCACAUCCUACGUCAGCCCUGCUAUGAUGGAGCUGGACCAAAAGGCCAAAGACGCAGGCAUCACAGUCAUGAACGAGAUUGGGCUCGACCCAGGAAUCGACCAUCUCUCUGCCGUCCUUACGAUUGACGAGGUUCACAAGGCUGGUGGCCGAGUCUUGAGCUUCUUGUCGUACUGUGGAGGACUUCCAGCGCCCGAGAACUCCGACAACCCACUCGGAUACAAGUUCAGCUGGAGCUCUCGCGGUGUGCUACUCGCCCUCCGAAACCCCGCCAAAUACUACAAGGACGGCAAGGUCGUUGAUGUGACAUCCGAAGGACUGAUGGCUACCGCCCAACCCUACUACAUCUAUCCCGGCUAUGCCUUCGUCGCCUACCCAAACCGCGAUUCUACUCCAUACAGGGAGCGCUACCAGAUCCCCGAGGCGCAGACCAUCAUCCGAGGUACUCUGCGCUAUCAAGGUUUCCCAGAGUUCAUCAAGACCCUCGUGGACAUCGGUUUCCUCAGUGACGAGGAGAAAGAUUAUCUCAAGCCCGGCUCUCGGAUCAGCUGGAAGGAGGCUACCUCAAAGAUCGUUGGUUCUACCUCCCGCGCCGAAGAGGACAUCAUUUGGGCUAUCAGUUCGCGCACCACCUUCAAGAACAACGAUGAGAAGGAUCGCAUCAUCGAUGGACUGCGCUGGAUUGGGCUUUUCAGCGAUGAGGACAUCACCCCGCGCUCCAACCCGCUCGAUACCCUAUGCGCCACUUUGGAGAAGAAGAUGCAGUACGAGGAGGGCGAGCGUGAUUUCGUCAUGCUCCAGCACAAGUUCGAGAUCGAGAACAAGGACGGUAGCAAGGAGACACGUACGUCGACACUAUGCGAAUACGGUGACCCCAAGGGCUACUCUGCAAUGGCGAAGUUGGUGGGUGUGCCCUGCGCCGUCGCGGUGCAGCAGGUGUUGGACGGCACCAUCAGCGAAAAGGGCAUUCUCGCUCCCAUGUCACCUGAGAUCUGCAGACCUCUGCUGAAGACGCUGACGGAGAAGUAUGGAAUCACCAUUCGGGAGAAGACAAUCUCGUAGAUGGGUGACAGAGGACAUACGGGCCUCCGUUUUUGGGAUGCUUGAUGGCGCUUGGUGAUCAUUCACGACUUAUGAUGGACAAGCCGCGUCUUAGGUAGAUCCCGAUUACAAGACAAUCAGUGGAUCUCAGUACAGGAAUACAAAAAAGUCUCGUGCUUACCUGCGACCAAACGCUGUACAUGGUGCAUAACCCCGAAGUCACACUCCACACGCUCGUAAUCACGUUCUCGCGUCACAGCGGUGCACUCAUCUAAUUCACAGCCUUCGAUUCGGUACACAACGGGUCGAUCUAUGUUCAUAUCCCCACAAAACAAUCGAUGGGGUAUAUACGAUUUAGCGUGUACCUCGAGAACUUCAAGACAUGCACCUCCUUCGCUAUUAUUUCCCAAAAAAGUCCCAGCAUCCUCAUCCAUUAGAUCCGACCGUCUAGUCAUGAAACACAUUUCCAAAAAG